Messenger RNA from Wasmannia auropunctata (little fire ant), 1029 nucleotides. RefSeq lists its product as uncharacterized. The record is from RefSeq and is a predicted model, not a curated record. Lineage: Eukaryota; Metazoa; Arthropoda; Insecta; Hymenoptera; Formicidae. The annotation marks the transcript as partial. The transcript has 2 exons.
CGUAUCGAUUUCGUGACAGUUGAUCCAGAUUCGAAUGUAGCAAAUUUUUCGCUGGCAAAAAAUACUUACCUACCUACACUUGGCAGAGAGGAUUCGAUGAGAACGCUGUACAAACAAAUCGACAAAGAGUACGAGCGAGGCGAUAUAGAUCGCGAAGUAGAGAACGUGAAGUCGGCAUGGCAAGCGUUACGAGAGGAAAAAAGCUGGACGAAGGGCAAGGAUCGCAUCGACAGUGUCCGAAUGAAAAAAUUAUACGAGACACUGGAGAAGAUGACAUCUAAGAUAGACAGCGUUCAGAGAAAUUACAUGGAUCCCAAGGCGAAUCAUUACUUGCGCAGAAGCGCGACCAGCGUCCUCCGAGCGAGCAGCAAGCCGAGCUUGCAGGAGGAGGCCGAAAUUGUGAGAAGCAUAAUUUUUCCCGACAGAAAAGGAUCGACAGCGAGGAUCAGAUCGGCAGUCUCUCGUCUGCGAAACGUCGACAGCGAAAUAAUUGACAAUGAUACAACGAGGGCACGAGUCGACGAAGCCGCGGAAAAUAUUUCCGCGGAUAUACAGCGGAAUAAAAAUUUCCCUACUGCGAAAAAGCGGUCCGUAUACACUGAAGCGCACGACGUCGCCAAUGAUAUUAGAUCAAUUCGUGCAACUGCCUCGAAUGCUUGUAAUAAAAAACAAGAUACAGCCAUUGUAAAUGUAGUGAAGCCGUUUACGGACGAUGGCAAGACGAGGGCGAGGAUCAAAUCGUCCAUCGAGGAGUAUCUGCAGCAUUACAGCGACAAUAUUCACAAACCAGGUGUCGAGGGGAAAGAGGAAGAAUAUCCUCGAGAUGUGAAACCGUCGGCAAGCGACAUCGCGGAUAUUCUGGCGAGUCACAAUAUUGGCUCGCACGUGCUGUACGAAAAUUUCGAGAGACACAGCGACGACUACGAUUCGACGGAGGAUUACACGAGCGAGAACGACGCAGAACGCUUUUGCUCGAAUACCGUGACUAAUGCCACACAAGCGACGUCUGUUGAUAUUAGCCAAGAGAAU